AUGCCUGUGCGGAUUGCCCAUGGCUGGGCCAUCGCUUGGUUGGACUUCUAUCAGACCCCGGCCAUCGUAACGGAAGGCGCCUUCUCAGAGGUGAAGGGCUUUUUCAAGGAGCUGACUCGACCCAAGGAGAACUUCCCUCACAACCAUGUGAACCCUCAGACCAAGGAGAUCAACCGUUUGGGCCGCCCACGCCAGUAUGCCGAGCCCGGUGACACUUGGGCGUUUGCCGGCUGCAGCUAA
Durusdinium trenchii is the source of this 240-nucleotide messenger RNA. The record is from the annotation of a GenBank genome assembly. Lineage: Eukaryota; Dinophyceae; Suessiales; Symbiodiniaceae.